AUGGCACGACAGAAGCAGGCGGCCCGCACCAAGAGGACAUCCGCCGAAGCCGGCCAAUGUGGUCCUUUGCCGGCUCAGUCUGACAGCAGCGCGCGGCGAAACGAGUUGCAGGCAGAGCCGGCUGCAGUAGGAGGCGAGAAGGUGCCGGAGAACGACCGGAAGAAGAGGACAGCCGCGGAGCACGGCGAAAAGAGCUGCAAGCGAACCGGGCAGCAGUUGGGGGCGAUGCUCCAGGACCCCUGCCAGGAAAAGGUGCUGACGGACGACCGGGAAAAGAGGACAGCCGCCGAAUACAGCGACAAGAACUGCAAGCGAAGCGUGCCGCAGCGGGUGCAGGCAGUCGAGGACCUUUACCGGGAGAAGGAUGGCAUCCGAAGAAAGUGCAAAGAGGCAGAGGACGGCCAGAGCCCUCAGUCUUUCGAUGUGGGUCGGAAGGUCACGUCACUAGCACCUGUCGGGGUCCAAGUGUCAAGGUCGCUGCGACAUGUGUUCGCAGGUAAGGCAGUUGGAACUCUGCACAGUCGGGCUGAUCCGCUCAUACGAUACGUGGCAUGGGCUGAUAGGCAUGCAGUCUUGGCAUUUCCAUUCAAGGAGGAUGACAUGUACGAGUUUGCUUGUGAGUGCGAACAUACAUGCUCGCCGAGUUUCCUCAAAAGCUUCCUGAGCGCGGUGACCUUUUGUUUCUUCAUUCUUGGAUCGGAGAGCGCUCAGGAGGCGAUGGCUAGCAUGAGAUUGAGUGGUGUGGCCAGGGCAUGCUACUUGACAAAGCGGAAGAGGGUCCAGCGCCCACCGUUGUCGACUGAGAUGGUACAGCGACUUGAGAGGUUUGUAGUUUCCCCCGAUGGGGAUCGCAUUGAUCGGUUCAUAGCUGGAUUCUUCUUGCUCUCGAUUUUUAUGAGGGCCAGGUAUUCUGAUACACAGAACAUGUACAAUGUCAGCGAGGACAAGCCGCAGGUCGACCCGUCUGGGCUUGGAGGCUACCUUCAGGCCGACAUCGCACGCAGCAAGACAUCUUACACCACUGAGAGGAAAACUCAGCUGCUGCCGAUGGUGUGUCCACGCAAGGGUAUCGCUGGCGAAGAUUGGUUCCAGGCGUGGUCCAUGCUGAGAAAGGAAUUGAACGUCCCUGUUGGAGAGGGGCUGCCCGUCCUGCCUGCGAUUUUGACCACCGGACACUGGGCUAGUCACCCUCCGAGUGCUUCGGUCGCUGCUGGAUGGUUGAGAAACGUGCUCCGCAAGUGCGGAUUUUCUGAGGCUCAGUGUUCCCCUAUUGGAACGCACUCAUGUAAAGCGACUUGUCUAUCUUGGUGUGCCAGAUUCGGCAUCGACAGCUAUGAUCAGAGAGUGUUGGGGUAUCACACGGCUCCGGGCGACCGCAGCGCCCAAGUAUACAGCCGCGAUGCCGUAUCAGCAUCGGUCAGGGUGCUCGAGAAAGUCCUCGCGGCCAUUAGGUCAGGGACUUUUGUUCCGGACAGUACCCGGAGCGGGUACUUCCCCACGAAGGACGACCCCAACGCCAGCUACGAUUACGAAGCUUCCUCAGAGGCGUCUCUUGAUGAAGAGGAUGCCGAGACCGAUUGUCAGGAGCUCGAGCGAGCGCUGGACGGGGUCGUGGAUGGUUGGUGUGAGGAAGUGCCUAAGCGCGAGUUGAAGGCAGAGCACUUGGUUCGCAAUCGGUCUUCACGCAUGCUGCACUUGAUUGCCGACGAGGGCGGAACUUCUUUAUCUUGCGGCAGGACAUGCACGAAGAACUACGAGAAGGUGGCAGCUGUUCCAUCGUUUCUGUACCCUGUGUGUGCCAGGUGCUUCAACUCUGUCAAAACAGAUUCCAGUGUCGAGCCUGCUGUUGGAGAGCAGGUUAAAGGGGAUCAGAGCUGA
This is a messenger RNA of Symbiodinium sp. CCMP2592, 1878 nucleotides long. Lineage: Eukaryota; Dinophyceae; Suessiales; Symbiodiniaceae. The record is from the annotation of a GenBank genome assembly.